Olea europaea var. sylvestris is the source of this 1723-nucleotide messenger RNA. RefSeq names its product protein DECREASED SIZE EXCLUSION LIMIT 1. The transcript is spliced from 10 exons. Lineage: Eukaryota; Viridiplantae; Streptophyta; Magnoliopsida; Lamiales; Oleaceae. The record is from RefSeq and is a predicted model, not a curated record. The coding region runs from base 775 to 1290 and encodes 171 amino acids. Gene Ontology annotation, molecular function: protein binding.
UUGUAGAAUGUAUGGUUAAAAGUAUGGAAGAUUCUGGGUUUACGUGCAAAAUAUUUUAUUGUGAGAAUUUGUUGUUGAAAAUAAGUUUGAGAAAAAAGAGUUACAUUUUAAUGGUUGUCCAACAGCCAACAGGGGCUAAAUUCUCAUCCCAAGUUCUUAAUUUUGUUUAAUGGCCAUAAGACAAGAAAUUGAAUGGUGUGCAAUUUUUGUAGCUACUUUAAGAAACAAAUAACAUCUGUUUGACUAGAUGCAUUGGAUUUGGUUAAGCAAUUCUAGUGUACCUUUCUGGUAAGAUAAUCUGCUAGAUUUUAUUUUGGCACAUUCAUGCUUAACUGUCCUCCAGCCAUAAUUUAGUAUUCUUGUAAUCCCUUGUUUGAGCAGGUAAAGUUCGACAUCUAUAGAGGUAUCUUAAGAUAAUUUUUUGUUUACAGGAACCCAUUAAUUUCAAUUAAAACAAAUUCUUACCACUUCUGCAAGCUUUCAUUGUUAAGCAAGCAGUCUGCUAAAAUUAAACAAUCUGAAGUCCUGAAGAAUAAUCAGGACGUGGAGGACAGGAAAGACUCUAAAGACAGUGAAAGCUUUCUGGGAAGUCAAUCGGAAAGCUCAACACAAGUUGAAGGAGGCGAUGAUCAAAUUGAAGGACCCAAAUAUGUUGCUGUUGCUGGGGAAGACACUUCUGUGGUCGAGAUUUGGGAUCUCAAUGCAGCAGAAAGGCUUAUACAAUUGCCUCAUUGUUCUGUUGGCUCCUUGAAUCAGUCUACAAAGGCAAGAGGAAUGUGCUUGGCAGUUCAAGUUUUUUUACCUUCUGAAUCACAGGGACAUCUAAAUGUUUUAUCUGGUUAUGAGGAUGGAUCCAUGGUUUGGUGGGAUUUAAGGAAUCCAGCCUUGCCAUUGACUUCUGUCAAAUUUCAUUCUGAACCAGUUCUAAGCUCAUGUGUAGAUAAUUCAUGCAGAGGAGGGGUCUCUGGAGCUGCCGAUGACAAAGUCAUAAUAUUUACUUUGGUUCCUUCAAUGGGUUCUUGUUUGGUUAAGAAAGAAAUUAUUUUGGAGAGACCUGGCAUAGCAGGAGUUUCGAUCCGGCCAGAUGGAAAAAUUAUUGCAACUGCUGGCUGGGACCACAGGGUGAGGAUAUACGACUAUCGCAAAGGAAAUGCUUUGGCCAUAUUGAAAUAUCAUCGUGCCUUGUGUACUGCUGUCUCAUUCUCAGAUGAUAGCAAACUGAUGGCAUCAUCUUCAGAAGACACUACCGUGGCGCUAUGGGAACUUUAUCCUCCUCAAAACAUGACCUGAUUCAUGAACCCCAUUAUAAUUAGUACAAAACUGUUACCCAUCGUAUAGGUUCUAAACUACUCGGGGGUGCAAGUGCUCAGGUCCUAUUACAUACACAACAGCAUAUCAGUUUAUGCCUCAAAUAUAAAGCGAAGAGAAAAUCAAUCAACUCGAGGUCAUACAUUUUGCAUCAAGAAACUGGGUCCUACACUGACCACCCUUGGUAUUUUCGAGUAAAUCUCGUGCACACUUGUUUCUGUGCAUCUGUGUGUGUUAAAUCUUCGCGUUUACAAUUUUUGUACAUAUGCUCUAAUAGAUCAAAAGAUAUAUAUAAGGACCCUGACCCUGUCAAGAAUGAGGAGAUGUCCCCUAUUUCUAUUUAUGGACGAGACAUCUAUAUUUCGUGAUCCAUCAAGACAGGAAGAAAUUGAUUUCUACAACUCUUACCAACCAA